AUGGUGAGGAUUAGCAAGGGACGUCAAAGAAUCACCAUGGCUAAAAUGCAGAACGAGAGUAACCUUCAAGUAACCUUCUCUAAGAGAAGGACUGGAUUGUUUAAGAAAUCCAGCGAACUUACCACACUAUGUGGUGCUGAGAUGCUGAUGAUUGUCUUCUCUCCGGGGAAGAAGGUAUUCUCGUUUGGUCACCCGAGCGUCGAGGAAUUGAUUGCUCGAUUUAUGGGGACUGAUGGUCCAUCCUCCUCCUCGAUGGGACUUUCCCACGAGACUCAACAGCUUGUGGAGGCUCACAGGCAUACUAACAUCCGGGACCUGAAUGCUCGACUAAUGGAGGUUCAGGAACAGUUGGAGGCUGAGAAAAGGCGUGGGGAGGCCAUCACCCAAGCCUUGCGUGCUGGAAGGGAGCAAAGAUGGUGGGAACGUUCUAUAGAGGAGAUGAGCUAUGCUCAACUCGAGCAGCUCAAGGGUUCUCUUGAGAACGUGAAGGCCAUGGUUGCCCAACACAUGUCUGAGGCUUCCAACCCUCUUCACUUGCUAGCGGCAACUAGCUCCGUUAAUAAUAAUGGUGGCGAAGGUAGCUCCAAUGGGGGCUUCAAUUUCAACCGCGGUCCUCAGCCACCUACUUUUGGUGGUCCUCAUCCUGCUAUGGGGAGGAACUCCAGUUACUUCCGUGGUGGCCCUAGUAGAAGAAGGGCUCAGAAAGUUGAUUCCAAGAGUGAGAAACAUCUGAAUUUGGUAUCUAUGGAGUCAAGUGUCUUAAGUAAGACUCUGUAUGAAUCCAAUAUAGAACCAUAUAGUACUGGAGUUCUGAAGGUCUAUGAUGUUCAUACUAUCUAUUGGGAACGUAUGGGAAUCCAGAUGGUCAUGUGA
Impatiens glandulifera is the source of this 873-nucleotide messenger RNA. Its product is annotated as agamous-like MADS-box protein AGL62. NCBI's taxonomy places the organism in Eukaryota, Viridiplantae, Streptophyta, Magnoliopsida, Ericales, Balsaminaceae. Gene Ontology annotation, biological process: regulation of transcription by RNA polymerase II. The transcript is spliced from 2 exons. The record is from RefSeq and is a predicted model, not a curated record. Gene Ontology annotation, molecular function: RNA polymerase II cis-regulatory region sequence-specific DNA binding; protein dimerization activity; DNA-binding transcription factor activity, RNA polymerase II-specific. The coding region runs from base 1 to 873 and encodes 290 amino acids.